Homarus americanus (American lobster) is the source of this 319-nucleotide messenger RNA. RefSeq names its product receptor-type tyrosine-protein kinase FLT3-like. The annotation marks the transcript as partial. NCBI's taxonomy places the organism in Eukaryota, Metazoa, Arthropoda, Malacostraca, Decapoda, Nephropidae. Gene Ontology annotation, biological process: cell surface receptor protein tyrosine kinase signaling pathway; protein phosphorylation; positive regulation of kinase activity. The record is from RefSeq and is a predicted model, not a curated record. Gene Ontology annotation, molecular function: ATP binding; transmembrane receptor protein tyrosine kinase activity. The transcript is spliced from 2 exons. Gene Ontology annotation, cellular component: signaling receptor complex.
AUGGCGGAGGAAGCUAUUCGUGAAGGUGUCUUCAGUGUUCAAAGUGAUAUUUGGGCUUAUGGCGUCACCUUGUGGGAAAUCUUCUCCCUGGGCGGCAUACCAUAUCCUGGGAGGCCUGUCAACAGUGACUUUCUUCGGCAAAUCGAGGAUGGAUAUCGGAUGAAGAAGCCAAAAUAUGCUACCCCUGAAAUGUGGGUUGACUGGGAGUGCUUUAGAAUCGAUUCAGAGACCCUUAGGACUGGAGGCAAGUGUUUUGAAUGUAAGCUUUACUCAGAAACCCAUAAAAUCUAUGCGACCCGUUCUCACAAUUCUUCUAACG